Messenger RNA from Aspergillus steynii IBT 23096, 1878 nucleotides. RefSeq names its product L-ascorbate oxidase. The transcript has 6 exons. Bases 1 to 1878 code for a protein of 625 amino acids. NCBI's taxonomy places the organism in Eukaryota, Fungi, Ascomycota, Eurotiomycetes, Eurotiales, Aspergillaceae. Gene Ontology annotation, molecular function: oxidoreductase activity; copper ion binding. The record is from RefSeq and is a predicted model, not a curated record.
AUGAAAUUCAUCCUUGCAUUUCAGCUACUGCUGUUGACGCUCGCAUCCUGCUAUACGGGUGUGCAGCAAGUCCGACACGAUGAUACAUUCCAACCGCAUUAUAUCUUGCGAGUGAGCGAGAAGGAAGUCUCAAUUGCGUGCAGAAGCAGGCUGACUGCCCUUGUCAAUGGCACGACUCCCGGACCCAGUAUCCAUUUGCGUGAGAACCAGACUUCCUGGGUACGAGUUUACAAUGAUUUCACUUCAGAUAACUUGACUAUGCAUUGGCAUGGAUUAAGUCAAUCCGUGGCACCCUAUAGUGAUGGAACUCCCCAAGCCAGUCAAUGGCCAAUUAAGGCUCAACAUUACUUUGAUUACGAGCUCCGUCCUGCGGUUGGCGAGGCAGGAACCUAUUUCUACCACUCUCAUGUUGGCUUCCAGGCAGUCUCGGUGACAGGCCCAUUGAUCGUCGAGGAACAGGAUAAGCCGCCUUAUGAGUAUGACGAGGAGAGAACUAUUUUCCUCACCGAGCUAUUCAACUACACCGACAGCAGGGUCGUCCAAGGCAUCACAGCCCCAAUUUCCGACUUUCACUGGCCCGGCGAGGCAGCGUCUGUUCUGGUCAACGGAAAGAACUAUCCCGGCCUUCUUCCCAACGAAACCAACACCGUGCCCCCAUUCAUAAAGGCAAACCAUUCCAUUGAGCGGCCAUGCGGCCCGGAAGUCAUCAAGGUCAAGCCCGACCAGACCUACCGCAUGCGCACCAUCGGCGGAGUGGCUCUGAGCCCUCUGGUCUUUGGCUUCGAAGACCACGACAACCUAACUAUCAUCGCGGCCGACAGCCACUACACCCAGCCUGCCGAGACCGACAUGAUUCAAAUCGGCUCAGGACAACGCUACGACUUCCUCCUCCGCACCAAGACCGAAGAAGAGCUCGAGAAAGCCGGAAAGUCACAGUUCUGGAUCCAGAUCGAAACACGCUAUCGCCAGCAAAACAACACCUUCUACGCUCUUCUCUCAUAUGAAACGCCCACAUCCCACAACCAGACUAUUCCCACCCACCCUCCCACCCAGAAGCCAGUGCACCUCCCCAUCUCCACCCAACACUGGAUGGAAUACACCCUGCAACCUCUCGAGGACAACAACUUCCCAACCGCAGACCAAGUCUCCCGCCAAAUCUUCCUAACCUCCGCUCAAUUCGCCUCCGCCAGCGGAUCCGUCUGGACCAUCAACAACCACACCUGGACCGACAGCGGAAAGAACCAGGGGAGCCCCACGACCUUCAACCGCGGCCGAGCAGCCGACUCGCCCUACCUCGUGCAAAUCUAUAAGGAAGGCGAACGCGCGAUCCCGGAUUACGCCAACGCGGUGCAGAACCAUAAAGGCUGGGACCCCGUCUUCAACGUCUACCCUGCUCGGGUCGGCGAGAUCGUGGAUAUCAUCUUGAUCAACGAGCCGAAUGGUCAGAACGGUGGGCUUGAUUCUCAUCCGUGGCAUAUUCACGGGGAUCAUGUGUAUGAUUUAGGCGGUGGGUCGGGAGAUUAUAAUGCGACGGAGAAUGAACAAAGGCUGCAAGGCUAUCGGCCUGUUCUUAGGGAUACUUCGUUUUUGUUUCGGUAUAAUACUACCGGCGAGGACGUUGGGAUGGGGAAUGCAUAUACGCCUCAGGGCUGGCGGGCGUGGCGGUUGAGGGUGGAGAAUCCGGGAGUCUGGAUGAUCCACUGCCAUACCCUGCAGCAUAUGGUGGACGGCAUGCAAGCCGUCAUGGUGAUGGGGAAUGCAUCGGAGAUUACCCGUGGGACAUCGCCCGAUCUGGUGAAGGGGUACCUGUCGUAUGGGGGAGAUGCCUAUGGAAACGCUACGCAUGAUCCGCUCGUGAAUCAUUAUUUCGAUGAGUAG